AUGUUCAUGCGGAUAUUUUCCAUUUCUCCCUCCCCUUCCGUUCCACUUUAUUUGGGGUCAUCUGUCCGCUCGUUCACGAGCGGCAUGAAUGGUGGUGGUGGUGGCGACGCGGGUGGCGUCGACGGGAGCGUGGACGAGGAUGUGUUCCGCUUUAAGGUGGCGGCGUUUUUCACGGUCAUCGUGGUGUCGCUUGUGGGGGGAUUCCUACCGCUGCGAAUCAACAUGGGGAAUGACCAGACGCGGAAAGGUAUCAUAGACCACAUGCGCUUCCUAACCGCCGGCGUCUUUCUCGGCGUGGGCCUGCUGCACAUGCUCCCAGACGCCGUAGAAGGCUUCCAAGCCCUAGACUGGUCGCUGCCCUCAGCCUUCAAUAUAGUCACAUACGCCUGGCGAGAUCACCUUCGCCACAGUCCCAGCAACCAGCCACUCCUAUCCUCCGGGGAUCCCGCUGCAGCAGACGACAACGAUCCGUUUCCUAUACCGUACCUCCUGUGCGCGUUGGGGUUCAUUCUAGUGUGGUACGCGGAGCAGCGCUUCUCUUCCGCCGCGGCCCCCUCCCCCUCCCCCCAGGAGAUCCAGAAAAUGAUGGCGGUGGCAGCAGGGGCGGAGUCACUCGGGGGAGGUAGUAUCUGCUACGUGCAGGUGCAACCAGUGGCGUCAUACGGGCCUGUACAGUGCCCGUCGCCCACGAGAAUCCGCUCUGCUGCUGCUCUGGCGGGCCUUCCGCAGUCUGCCAUGCAAGCAGCGAUGUAUGGACCUGCGUCUGUGUCCUCGUCCUCCCCGCUCGGUCCCUCGGGAUUGUCGUCAUCGUUUGCUGGCGGUUCAGCUGCUGGUUCUGUGUCUCCGUACGCGUCUCCUUCUCCCAGUCGGUUCGUUCUGCCGCCUUCUGCUUCCCCUGCUGCUGCGCCUGGCGCUCUAGGGCCUGUCUCCGCGCAUGCACCCUCGCAUGGGCCCUCUCAUCAUGGGGCGCAGCACCCGCAGGUGCAUGCGCAUGAGGAGCCUGGCGACUGCUGCCACUCCCAAGGCCAUGGGGAUAGCGUGUGCCAUCAUACCGACCAGCAGCAGCAGGGGCGGGAGAAGCAGAAGAGGAAGAUUCACGAGCAUGCGCAAGAUCACAGCCACAAGCACGGCAGCAGUAAUAGUCACGGCCAUGCCCAGGGGCCGCACGCCCGUUCCGCCCACCACCACGCGCACGAGUGGCAAGACGAGGUGGGCGUGCGGUGGAGAGGGGUGCAGGGCGGCACAGAGGACGACGCCUGUGCGGGUCUGCACCGCCACACGCACACCACGCACCACCACCACAUAGUGCUCCCCUCCAGGGGCGGGCUCUCGUACCUGCUCACUGCGCUGCUCUCCAUGCACUCGUUUGUCGUGGGUGCGGCGCUGGGCACGUCGGGGACGCUGCAGGGGACGGUGGGGCUCAUCAUUGCGCUUAUUGCUCACAAGUGGGCCGAGGCCUUUGCAGUUGGCGUGCAGUUUGUGAGGGAGAGUGUGCCAGUGCCCAAGAUGGCAGCCAUUCUGCUGCUCUACUGCGCCAUGACACCCACUGGCAUCGUCGUAGGCAUGCUUGCCAACUCGCUUGCGGGUCCCCGAGCCAUGCUCGUUGCCGUUGUCACACAAGCGUUCGGUGCAGGCACGGUUCUUUACAUUGCGAUGUUGGAGCUUGUGGAGAAGCAUUCAGGCGCCCAGGGUCGGGGCUUCCUCAUCCAGUCUAGCCAGAUGCUGCGUGUGUCCGCUCCUCCCUCGCGCUCUCUCCUCGCCCCGGAGUCGCUAACUACAGCAGCGAAGCUCACCGUCGUCGCGUCGCGAUCUCUCUCCGCCUGGCAGCCCCACAGCGCAGCAGCAGCAGCACAGGAGCCUCCUAGGCGUCAUCUGCGCAGGAGCACCGGAGCUCCUUAUUUUACUCGUUUACCAGAUCGAUCGUCCGGUGCCGCAGCGACCGCGUCGCUUCGUCUAGCUCUCACCGGUUCCUCCGCCACUCCGUCCCACGCUAAGUCUUCCUCCCUGUCCUCCUCUUGCUCCUACGCGCCUCGCUUCGCCUGUACUUCCGCGGUUGUUUCUCGCGCUCGUUCCGCUCCCCACUCCACCGCUCCCCUCGCAUCCACCAGCGCCAGUACCGCGCCCGCCAUGGCUACCAAGUCCGCAAGAGCCGCGGAAGCGCUGCAACGCGUUAAGGACGCUGGCCUGUUCCGCGACCAGUGUCUUAUCGGGGACAGCUGGGUUGGACCUCGUGACGCCGGCCCUACUAUGGACGUAGUUAAUCCCGCCACGGGGGACCUUAUAACGCGUAUCCCAAAUCACGGGUACGACGAGACGCGCCAGGCCAUCGCCGCCGCGUCCGCUGCCUUUCCUGAUUGGUCGUCGCGCAGCGCGAAGGAGCGCGCCGCGGUGUUGCGCAAGUGGUACGAUCUGAUCGUUGCGAAUCGCGAGGAGCUCGCGCUAUUGAUGACGCUGGAGCAGGGCAAGCCGUUGGCCGAGGCGCGCGGCGAGGUCGACUACUCCGCGGGAUACGUGCAGCUCUACGCGGAAGAGGCGACGCGGACGUACGGCGAUAUCAUUCCCGCGCCGCUGGCGGACAGGCGGAUUCUGGUCCAGAAGCAGCCGGUGGGGGUAGUCGCAGUAAUUACCCCGUGGAACUUCCCCCUCGCGAUGAUUGCGCGCAAGGUCGCGCCUGCUUUAGCGGCGGGUUGCACGGUUGUCGCCAAGCCGUCGGAACUCACCCCGCUCUCCGCGUUCGCGCUCGCGGAGCUGGCGCUUAAGGCGGGCGUGCCGCACGGGGUGAUUAACAUCGUCGUAGGCGACGCGCCGCCAAUCGGACAGGCAAUCAUGGAGAGUUCCGCGGUCCGAAAGCUGAGCUUCACUGGGUCUACUGCCGUGGGGCGGCGCCUCAUGGCGGGCGCGGCGGCGACGGUGAAGCGGGUGUCUUUAGAGCUCGGGGGCAAUGCGCCGUUCAUAGUCUUCGACGAUGCUGACGUGGCGGUCGCCGUGAAAGGGCUGCUCGCGGCCAAGUUCCGGAACGCGGGGCAGACGUGCGUGUGCGCGAAUCGCGUUCUGGUCCAGGAAGGAAUCUACGACGAAUUCGUCGCCGCGGUCAAAACAGCCAUGGAGCAGCAGCUAACUGUAGGAUUCGGGCUCGAGGACGGGGUGACUCAGGGGCCGUUGAUCAACCAAGCAGCUGUGGAGAAGGUUCAGAGCCAUGUAGACGACGCGGUGAGCAGAGGAGGCAAGGUGCUGCUAGGAGGCUCCAUAGCCCACCCGUCCUUCCUCUCCGCCCCGGCCGGCGAGCUCCCAGAAAAACUCCCUGGGUGCUUCUUCCAGCCGACACUCGUGGUAGAUGUGCCUUCGGACUGCCUGUGCUUCCAGGAGGAGACAUUCGGGCCGCUGGCUGCUGUUCACAAGUUCUCCUCUGAAGCUGACGCGCUGCGCAUUGCGAAUGAUUCCGAGUUUGGGUUAGCUGCGUAUGUGUUUUCGCGGGACAUGGGGCGGUGCUUCACGGUGGCGGAGGGGCUACAGGCGGGGAUUGUGGGGGUGAAUGAGAGCGCGAUCAGUACUGAGGUGGCGCCGUUCGGCGGGGUGAAGCAGUCGGGCAUGGGGCGCGAGGGAUCGCGGUAUGGGCUGCAGGACUACAUGGAUCUGAAGUACGUGUGCCUGGGGAACCUGAAGUGA
This is a messenger RNA of Closterium sp. NIES-65, 3666 nucleotides long. NCBI's taxonomy places the organism in Eukaryota, Viridiplantae, Streptophyta, Zygnematophyceae, Desmidiales, Closteriaceae. The record is from the annotation of a GenBank genome assembly.